Neospora caninum is the source of this 459-nucleotide messenger RNA. RefSeq lists its product as hypothetical. The transcript is spliced from 7 exons. The record is from RefSeq and is a predicted model, not a curated record. NCBI's taxonomy places the organism in Eukaryota, Apicomplexa, Conoidasida, Eucoccidiorida, Sarcocystidae. The coding region runs from base 1 to 459 and encodes 152 amino acids.
AUGAGACUUUUCGUGUGUGUAGCUACCGUGGCUCUCCUCUACUCGAUGUGCGCCCACGCUCUUCAGAAGACGGAACACGGUCGGGCCCUGCGAAACUCACGCGUCCACCAGUGCAAAGCAUGCAAGGGCGCGUGCCCUCACAAGCGCAAUCAUGGCAAGCCUGUUGAUGCCGUUAAAGUAAAGGAAGAGGCGGAGCUCGCAGCCGCCAAGAAAAAGGGCGAAGAAGAAGGCCACGCUGCAGCGCGAAAACUGAUACCGGAGGGACCACGUACUGAAACGCCUCACCCCUCAAAGAACAAGAUUCCUCGAUCUGGCGAAGCAAAGCCAGAAGAACUGUCGUUGCCUGCGAAGAUCGAGGGCACCGACGUUACAGAAGCUCUUGAAACAGCGGAGAAGACGCUGAGUCAGCUUCCAACAGUUGCGCCCGUCGCGGUUGCUAAGGAAGAGGUACGGGUUUAG